This is a messenger RNA of Arachis duranensis, 886 nucleotides long. RefSeq names its product non-specific lipid transfer protein GPI-anchored 14. Bases 93 to 677 code for a protein of 194 amino acids. The transcript has 3 exons. The record is from RefSeq and is a predicted model, not a curated record. Lineage: Eukaryota; Viridiplantae; Streptophyta; Magnoliopsida; Fabales; Fabaceae.
GCUACUAUUCAUUCCAUCACAUUCACAUUCCAAAAGAAAACAACACUUUCUUUGUUCAAUUCUCUCCUAUUUCUUUUCCUACAUCUAAAAAAAUGAUCAGUUCCAAAAGUACAAGAAAUCUAGCACUCUUGUUGACUUCACUGCUCCUUUUUGUUGGUUAUGGAAGCUCAGAUUUGAACCAAGACAAGCAAGAAUGUGCUGACAAACUAGUUGGAUUAGCAACUUGUCUUCCAUAUGUGAGUGCUCAAUCAAAAACCCCAACAGUAGAUUGCUGCAGUGGCCUCAAAGAUGUUAUUGCAAAGAGCAAGAGAUGCCUCUGCCUCCUCAUCAAAUACCAUGAUGACCCCAAUCUUGGCCUCACCAUCAAUCUCACUCUUGCUCUCAAUUUGCCUACUGCUUGUCACACACCUGCUAAUAUUUCUGAAUGUGUUGACCUUUUGCAUUUGAAACCUAACUCUCCAGAAGCCAAGGUGUUUUCAGGGGUAGAAAAGGGCACCGGCAAAAACAGUACUGCACCAGUUCCCAGUGCUAGUACUGCAACUGGUAGUGCAGCCAAGGAAACAGGCACUGAGAGCAAGAGUGGUGCUGACUGGGGAAAGAAUUGGAUUGUUAAUGAUGUGAUAUGUGGGAUUUUACCUUUGGUUCUCAUAUACCAAUUCUUCUUCAUAGUAUUUUGAUCAAGAGUUUCAAGAAUUAUUGAAGAGUAGGAUAUAUUAUUGGCUAUUAUUAUUAUGUCUACUACGUUCUCAAGUUUUGCAAUUCUUAUAUUAUUUUAUUAUUGUUAUUAUUUUUAAAUUUACCCCAAAAAGAAAAAUGAUCAAGAAAUAUUGAAGUGUGUAUCUCGUACUGCUAAAUUAAUUGUUCUAGUUGUAGUUGGUGUUACUUA